CUCUCGGUCAAGUGCACGUUUUUUCCUUCAGUACUGAUUUAGUUGCGACCGGUUACAGACUAGCGCCGUCAUAUAGAUUGCGCACGUUGGGGUGUACAACAUUAGCGAUCAAACUCAUUGCUCACCGUCGAUCACGUCUGGAACAGCUUAGAAAUAACACACGAAAUGGAAAAUCAUUCAAAUUCAUCACCUAUCGCAGAAACUAAUGGACAUGGUGAAUCUACUAACGGUGUGGACAACCAAAUUCCGGAUCUACCACAAUAUCUGUACGCGGCACUUAAGCAACUAGCCCCAAAGGAAGGCUUUACCGAGGGUAACUUUUCAAUUGCGUUUGAUUUUGGAUCCAGCAAGGGCGAUGGGUUCGUAGGGCAGAUGUUCAAGGCCACUAUCAGUGAGGGGACCAGGAACGAAGUGUACUUGUGCAAGAUUCCACCAAUUGAUGACGCUAGACGCGAGCAGUUUGGUUCGAUGGCAGCAUUUGCUCGGGAGGCGCUGGUGUACGAACGCUUUAUACCAUCCAUCUACGAUUACCAGCGGGAGAAAGGUAUUCUAAGCCCGGAGGAUGGAGGUUUCUUUCAUACGCCACGCUGUUACUACGCGCAUUGCGAUGAAGUGGCCCAGGAGUCGGUCAUCAUUAUGGAAGAUCUUCGACUACGCGAUUUUCGGCUGUGGAGCAAGCAUAAAAUAAUCGAUUACGAUCAUGCCAGAAUGUUCAUGACACAUCUAGGCCGUUUGCAUGCCAUCUCGCUUGCGAUGAAGCGUGAUCAGCCGGAGCGCUUUGAGCAGUUCAAGCUAUCGAACCCGUUCGAUCCGAUGCUAACAGCAGAUGGUCCCUUUCGAAACAUGAUCCUCUCGCAGCUGCAAAUGGUUAUCGAUGCACUGGACGAACAGGACACGGUCGAACGGGCAAAGAUGGAGCAACUGAAAGAGGAGGUGUUCGAUGAGCUGCUACGUUGUGGCACGGCGCAGCUGGCUGAACCAUACACGGUUGUCGGACAUGGGGAUUGCUGGACGAACAAUAUGAUGUUCCGCUAUGAGGACGGAAAACCUCAAGAAAUCAUCCUGUUCGAUUGGCAAGUGAUGCGAUACGUCACACCUGUACAGGAUAUCGUGUACUUCAUCUUUUGCUGUACUGAUGAAGAAUUUCGUCGAAAGUAUUAUCAUGAGAUGAUUGACAUCUACUACCGUUCGCUGUCGACGAUGUUGGCAAAGCUGCAGCAUGACGUCAGUGAGCUUUUCCCACGUUCAGCACUCGAUGAGCAGCUGCGUGUCUUUGGUCGCUAUGGUAUACUAAUGGGUAUGUUCUUGGUGCCGAUGAUGUGUACCAAGAACGAGGAACUACCCGACAUUGAGGCAAUGGCACAAAAAAUGGCUACAACGCAACAGUUGAAUGAAAGUUUCUUCAAAACUACGGAAUCAAAUCAGGAUACGUACGCCACACGCAUGAGGGCCGUCGUGAAAGAUUGCAUACGGUAUGGAUAUUUCUGAAUAUAUUGAUAGUGUACAAUAAUCGAUUUGUAACCCAAUUUCCAAAUAAAUAUAUUGAAACGCAAACUGUUAUACGAUCA
This is a messenger RNA of Anopheles funestus (African malaria mosquito), 1568 nucleotides long. RefSeq lists its product as uncharacterized. Bases 166 to 1488 code for a protein of 440 amino acids. Lineage: Eukaryota; Metazoa; Arthropoda; Insecta; Diptera; Culicidae. The transcript has 2 exons. The record is from RefSeq and is a predicted model, not a curated record.